AGGCGAGCCGCUGCCAAGCGGCGUGUGACCGCAAGAUGGAGAGCUCUCAGCGAGCACGGGCCCACGGGCCCGUUCGCUAGUGCGCUAUCGAUUGCAACUUCUGAAAAAGUUUCUGGAGGAAGGCACUGCGACUGAACGUCCACCGCAUAGCACUUGCCUUUCCGUCCUGGGUGCCAUGAUACUGCAGCGUGCCUGCCAUUGAACACCCAGCCCUCCUUUGCACCCGCGCCCGCCUCUCGCGCACUCCUAGCCAUGGCGCCCGCGCCGACCAGCACCAAGUGGACGACCGAGUUCGACACGGCGCGCCGCCAGAAGCUUUUCCAGAACCCGCCCAAGGAUUGCACCGCCUACCCGACGCUCGCGGCCGCUGUCGACCCUCACAUCCACUCGUUCAACCAGAUCUUUGCGAAGGGCGGCCAUAUCGAUGAAGCCAUCAAGGAGAUUGGCACCAAGGUCUUCCUCGAUGGCGACCCAUAUGCGCAGCCCGAGGACGUGGGCCGCCGCAACAGACUGAGCGUCAAGAUCAUGGACGUGUUCCUGGACAAAUCGGUGCUGCCUCCGACCAACAAGGUUUCGAUCAGCAACCGCAACAUCCUCCCCGCCGAGUGCAGAGAGCGACAUGUCAGUUACCGGGGGAAGCUGCGCGCGCGUGUGCACUACCGGAUCAACAAUGGAGACUGGUUGGAGACCGUGCGCGAGCUUGGACAGGUGCCCAUAAUGCUCAAGUCCAACCGGUGCCAUCUUGAGAACAUGACCCCCGCUCAGCUGUACAAGGCCAAGGAAGAAACGGAGGAAUUUGGCGGAUACUUCAUCGUGAAUGGCAUCGAGAAGAUCAUCCGCAUGCUAAUCGUUCCCCGCCGCAAUUACCCCAUGGCCAUCCAGCGUCCCUCGUACACGAACCGUGGACCUGGCUACUCCACUCUUGGCGUGGAGAUUCGCAGCGUCCGCCCCGACCAGACGUCACAGACCAAUGCACUCCACUACCUGAACGAUGGCAACGUCAACUUGCGAUUCUCAUGGAGAAAGGCCGAAUACCUCAUCCCAGUCAUCAUGGUUCUCAAGGCACUAGUUGAGACGAACGACCGCGAGAUUUUCGAAGGCAUUGUUGGCACCGCAGACUCCGAGGGACUGGCCGAGAAGCAAUUCGUGACCGAUCGGGUGGAAUUGCUUUUGCGCACUUACAAGGUUUAUGGGUUACACUCCCGAGCCAUGACCAGGGCUUACCUCGGUGAGAAGUUUAGGGUGGUUUUGCAGAUUCCGGAGGACCUCAGCGAUGAAGACGCGGGUACCGAGUUUUUGAGGAAGAUCAUCCUGCCACAUCUGGGCGCCUACAACGUCAAAGAACAGAACGAUGCCGACAAGUUCCGAAUGCUGUUGUUCAUGGUUCGCAAGCUAUACUCGCUUGCUGAGGGUGAAUGUGCAGUGGAAAAUCCUGACGCUGUUCAGAACCAAGAAGUUCUCCUCGGUGGGCAGCUGUAUGGAAUGAUCAUCAAGGAAAAGAUGGACGAGUGGCUGAACUCGAUACGAUUUCCCCUGCAGGAAUGGGGACGCAAAAACGAAUUCAAGCCAUUCACCUCGAACGACUUCCAGAAAGACUUUUUGGGCAAAAUUUUGAAGAGGGCGCAGGGUGAAGAUGUUGGCCGCGCUAUGGAAUACUUCCUCUCGACCGGAAAUCUCGUCAGUCCUACCGGUCUCGAUCUGCAACAGACGGCGGGAUUUUGUGUAGUUGCAGAAAAGCUCAACUUCUACCGAUUCAUCAGCCACUUCCGCAUGGUGCAUCGUGGCGCCUAUUUCGCACAAAUGAAGACGACCACGGUACGCAAAUUGCUCCCGGAAAGCUGGGGCUUUCUGUGUCCGGUGCACACCCCUGAUGGUGCGCCAUGUGGAUUGCUCAACCAUUUUGCGCACAAGUGCAAGAUAGCGACGAAAGGUCUGGAUGUGUCAGCGAUUCCACAGGUCGUUGCCCAGAUGGGCGUAUCGAGUAAAGCAUCCGCAUCUUUGGAUGCAAGUGUGGUUGUACAACUUGACGGUCGCAUUCUUGGUUUCUGCUCACCCAAGCAAGCCAAGGUCAUCGCGGAUACUCUUCGCUACUACAAGGUUGAAGGGACACACAAUAUACCGCUUGAGCUCGAAAUUGGCUAUAUUCCCAACUCUAAUGGCGGACAAUAUCCAGGAAUCUUCAUGUCAUCGCAGUCCGCAAGGAUGUACAGAGAGGUCAAAUACCUGCCGCUCGACAAGCUGGACUACGUGGGACCGUUUGAGCAGCCCUACAUGUCAAUAGCGUGCACAGAUCCUGAGGUCGUGUCCGGUGACUCCACGCACGUCGAAUUCGACCCCACUAACAUAUUCUCCAUUGUCGCGAACAUGACCCCCUUCUCUGACUUCAACCAAUCACCGAGGAACAUGUACCAAUGCCAGAUGGGAAAACAAACGAUGGGAACACCUGCAACCGCCCUGCGAUACCGAACAGACAACAAGACCUACCGCUUACAGACUGGCCAAACACCGAUCGUGCGACCACCACUCCACAACGAGUACGGAUUCGACAACUUCCCCAACGGGACGAAUGCUGUUGUGGCUGUCAUCUCAUACACCGGGUACGACAUGGACGACGCUAUGAUUCUCAAUAAAUCGGCACAUGAGCGUGGUUUUGGCCACGGCAGCAUCUACAAGACUAAAAUCUGCGACCUCGCGGAGGGCCAACGCAAGUCGAGAUCUGCAAAGACAAUGAACAGGCUUUUCGGGUUCGCGCCUGAGGGUGUCGUGAAGGCAAGUUGGAGAGAAACGCUCGAUGAUGACGGCUUGCCUAGAGUUGGCACCAUGCUACGAUCAGGCGACUAUCUUGCUGCGUGGCACAACGUUUCGUACGAUCAGACUCAAGAUGACUACAUCAACCUCGAUGGCCAGACACAGUUUUUCAAAUACAAAGAGGAUGAGCUCGCCUUUGUCGAGGAAGUUCGUGUCAUUGGAUCAGAAACGGCUGCGGAUCCAUGCCAGAAGCUUAGCAUCAAGCUACGUGUUCCCCGCUCUCCCGUCAUCGGAGACAAGUUUUCCUCUCGCCACGGACAAAAGGGUGUCUGCUCGCAGAAAUGGCCCGCCAUCGACAUGCCUUUCUCCGAAUCUGGUAUCCAACCCGAUAUCAUCAUCAACCCUCACGCAUUCCCGUCACGAAUGACGAUCGGUAUGUUUGUUGAGUCGCUUGCCGGUAAAGCCGGUGCGUUGCACGGCAUAGCCCAGGAUUCAACACCAUUCCGCUUUGACGAGCAGAACACGGCGGUUGAUCAUUUCGGUCAUCAGCUCAUGAAGGCCGGUUACAAUUAUUAUGGUAACGAGCCUAUGUACAGUGGCAUUACGGGUGAAGAGCUCGCUGCCGAUAUCUACAUUGGUGUUGUAUACUACCAGCGUCUCAGACACAUGGUCAACGACAAGUACCAGGUUCGAACUACAGGUCCUGUCAACUCGUAUACCGGGCAGCCCAUCAAGGGUCGUAAAAAGGGCGGUGGUAUCCGUGUCGGAGAGAUGGAGCGCGAUUCGCUGCUCGCCCAUGGAACGGCAUUCCUGCUGCAGGACCGCUUAAUGAACUGCUCCGACUAUACCAAAGCUACCCUCUGCCGCAGCUGCGGCUCCUUCCUCUCCACAACGCCAACGGUCAACGAAUACCAGAGGAAGAACAGCAAGGUAUUUCAGGUCCGGUGUAGGCGUUGCGCUAAGUUGGCUGACAGCGCCGCGCCCAAAACCGAGGUGUGGUCUGAUGGCCAAGGUCUCAGAUAUCAGGGCGGUGACGAUGUCACAACUGUGGCAGUGCCGGGUGUGCUGAAAUAUCUUGAUGUGGAGCUGGCGAGCAUGGGCAUCAGACUUAAGUUCGAGGUCAACCCUUGAGCUUAGAUACUGGUACAGAAGGUGGCUGUGGCAUUGCAUGGAACGGCGUUUUCUUCUUGAACGGCAGUGUAAAAGUGGGUCAUUUAGCGGCAUCGCGGCGUUAGAUGACAUAUGAAAUAUGCUU
This is a messenger RNA of Paraphaeosphaeria sporulosa, 4003 nucleotides long. RefSeq names its product beta and beta-prime subunits of DNA dependent RNA-polymerase. NCBI's taxonomy places the organism in Eukaryota, Fungi, Ascomycota, Dothideomycetes, Pleosporales, Didymosphaeriaceae. Gene Ontology annotation, cellular component: RNA polymerase I complex; nucleus. The coding region runs from base 253 to 3879 and encodes 1208 amino acids. Gene Ontology annotation, biological process: DNA-templated transcription. The record is from RefSeq and is a predicted model, not a curated record. Gene Ontology annotation, molecular function: ribonucleoside binding; DNA-directed RNA polymerase activity; DNA binding. The transcript is spliced from 3 exons.